AUGGAUGCAGAAAAAAGAAAGCGCGACGAUGGAGUUGACAGGAAGAGAGCGAAACCGGCGGAAGAUAAAGGCACGGUGGUGACGGAGGAGGAGGUGGAGGAGUUCUUUACUAUACUCAGGAGGAUACACGUAGCAGCCAGGCAGUUCGGGAAACGGGAGGGAGAACCUGGCCGUAAGUUGACGACGUCCAAAAAAAUGAGGCUCUCUUUCGAAGCGCGAGACUUCGAGGAGGAAGAGAAAAAGCCGAAGGCGGAUUCAGGUUUGGAUCUCAAUUCGGAUCCUGCAUCGGAAGAAAGCUAA
This is a messenger RNA of Argentina anserina (silverweed cinquefoil), 300 nucleotides long. RefSeq names its product protein NIM1-INTERACTING 2. The record is from RefSeq and is a predicted model, not a curated record. Bases 1 to 300 code for a protein of 99 amino acids. Lineage: Eukaryota; Viridiplantae; Streptophyta; Magnoliopsida; Rosales; Rosaceae. The transcript has a single exon. Gene Ontology annotation, biological process: regulation of systemic acquired resistance.